AUGAACAGUGCGUUGAAUUUCUUUGUCAUGUCCAAUUUAUCUCGACCAGAUCUCAAGCAGGGUGUUGCAAUGCUUGAUAUUUCUAAUUAUGGACGAAGAGUUGAUCAUCAUAGAGAUAUGCGUAUGGAUAUCGAUCAUAUGUCUUAUGAGGAGCUUCUUGCAUUAGGUGAGCAGAUUGGGAAUGCUGGAUCGGGGUUAUCAGAGGAUUUUAUUUCAGGUGGUUUGCUUUUCAACAAUGGGACGCCUGAAAGAGAGUCAAGUGUAAUUUCCUAG
Molecule: messenger RNA, 273 nt
Organism: Lactuca saligna
Lineage: Eukaryota; Viridiplantae; Streptophyta; Magnoliopsida; Asterales; Asteraceae
Source: the annotation of a GenBank genome assembly